This is a messenger RNA of Symbiodinium pilosum, 714 nucleotides long. The record is from the annotation of a GenBank genome assembly. Lineage: Eukaryota; Dinophyceae; Suessiales; Symbiodiniaceae.
AUGGGGGAGCGAAUGUUCGAAGGCCUUUGGGAAGUGUUGGGCUACAAUCAGUACAGUGUUCGGACCGAGCCCUGCUACGUCAAACUUGACUGUAGGAACUGGGACUCUCCGGUCCGAUUCUGGUUCGACUUCUACUCUCCCGAGAUCCAUGAAGAGGAGUCGAGGCGUGCAGCAAACCGCACCCUCCGCCUCGCCGGCUGCGUGCGCAAUCCGCUGACGAUGAUCGCCUCAGCCUACUGCUACCACCACCGAGGGAUGGAGAAGUGGCACCCGCUCUUUGGCAGAGGAGAGGUAGUGCACAUGUCGCCACAGGUGGGCCUCCCCUACGUGGCGGAACAGAUGACAGAAAUGAUUGAGAACAUGACUGGGCUAUAUGAGUUCGAGCGCAAGGACACGCUCCGAAUCCGCUAUGAAAUCGCCGUAGCAUCAUCGGAGGGAUUUGACUCUGAAGCCAACCGGCUCCUUGACUUUUGGUUGGAGGGUGCCCAGAUCUCCCCAGAAGACCGGCAAACGGCCUUGGAGGGGGCGAGAAUUGGCGACCUUCAUCGACAUCCAGGAGCACAGGAACCCGGUCACACGAACGACGCUGACUGUGAAAAGACGGCGUUGCGUGCAGCUUUCGCGAUGCCAGCGCCCCUGUUGGCGAAGUAUCAGUCCUUCGCAAGAAGAUUAGGAUAUCCUUACACUGCAGAGGAACUUCUCGGCACAGUCUAG